Ostreobium quekettii is the source of this 1737-nucleotide messenger RNA. The record is from the annotation of a GenBank genome assembly. NCBI's taxonomy places the organism in Eukaryota, Viridiplantae, Chlorophyta, Ulvophyceae, Bryopsidales, Ostreobiaceae.
AUGUGCGGGAUCUUGGCUGCCCUGGGCCUGUCGGGGGAUCCCGAGGCCAACAGGCGGCGGGUGCUGAGGGUCAGCCGGCUGCUGCGGCACAGGGGGCCGGACGCUACGGGGGUGUACGCCAGCGCCACGGGCACCGUUGUGCUCACGCACGAGCGACUGAAUGUUAUCGACCCCUCCGACGCGGGCAAGCAGCCGUUCAAGAUUGACCGACCGGAGGGAGACAUCGCAUGGGUCAUAAACAGUGAAAUAUACAAUCACGAGGAGGUGGUGAAGACCGACCUCGCGGGGUAUGACACGAGCUGGACGACCUCGGACUCCGUCAUCCUGGGCUACCUGUACAAAAAAUUGGGGCCCGUGCCAGAGGUCUUCCAGAAAAUGGACGGCAUCUUUUGCGGCGUGCUGUAUGACGAGGACAUGGACCAGUUCCUGGCGUUCAGGGACCCAAUCGGCAUCUGCCCGAUGUACUGGGGCCGGGACCGCGACGGCAGUGUCUGGUUUGCCAGCGAGAUGAAGGCACUGCAGCACUGUGCGGAAUUGGACAUAUUUCCCCCGGGCCAUAUGUACUGGAGUGGGACAAAGGAACUUCAGAGGUGGUACAAUCCAAGCUGGUUAAGCAUGGAUGUCAUUCCAACACAGCCUACGGAUUUGAGGCAUGUGAAGAAACUGGUUAUAGAUGCUGUGAAGAAGAGGCUCAUGUCUGAUGCACCGCUUGCAGUCCUGUUAUCUGGAGGUCUGGACUCCUCACUUGUUGCCAGCAUUGCAACAAGGCACAUCCAUGACUCAGCAUAUACAUUCAGAAAGAAUGAAAAGGUGCACACUUUCAGUAUUGGAGUCAAGGGGGCACCAGACCUUUUGGCUGCCCGGAAGGUGGCCGAUUUUCUGGGCACCAUCCACCACGAGUGCCACAUGACUGUGGAGGAGGGCAUCGAUUGCCUGAGGGAUUUGGUCUACCACACAGAAUCCUACCAUCAGGCACGCGCAUCAGUGCCCAACUACUUGUUGGCUCGAAAGAUCAAGGCCCAGGGCUUCAAAGUCGUAUUGUCAGGUGAGGGGGCUGACGAGGCGCUAGGCGGCUACCUGUAUUUUCACAAGGCUCCCAGCGCACAAGAGUUCCACAAAGAGACCGUGAGGAAGGUGACGAGGCUGCACCAGUGGGACGUGCUGCGAGCCAACAAAGCUAACUUUGCCUGGGGGGUCGAAGUGAGGGUGCCAUUUCUUGACAAAGACUUCUUGCAGUACAUUAUGAGCGUGGACCCCCAGGACAAGGUCUGUGACAUGUCUUUCAAGCCAGAUGGCGUGCACCCCAAGAUGGAGAAGUACAUCUUGAGAAAGGCAUUUGAUGAUCCUGCACACCCAUACCUUCCAGAUUCAGUGCUUUUUCGUCAGAAAGAGCAGUUCAGCGAUGGCGUUGGAUACUCAUGGGUGGAUGGACUGAAAAAUUAUGCAGAGAAGGUUGUGACGGACGAGAUGUGGGGCCAGCGGCAUGCGCGCUUCCCCGACGACCCGCCCCGCACCCGCGAGUACUACCUCCUGCAGUCCCUGUUCGAGGACCACUUCCCACACCCCAGCGCCGGCGCCACCGUGCCCAAGGGCCUCAGCGUGGCGUGCUCCACCCCGGAGGCCGUCUGCUGGGACCCGGCGUGGGCGGACCUGCACGAGAUAUCGGGCCGCGCCGUCGACGUGCAUGCGGCGGCCGGUGGCUUCGGCGCGGUGGCAGAGGAUAACGGCUUCGCCUGA